AUCCUGGUUACGUUUCUUGCUCUGGAUUACCUAGCUGGUAAUGGCAAAGUUGGGUUCGAAGCCAGUCUUCUGACUCGCCUUGCGCUCUCUUCCCGUCAAGGCUCUCGCGGAGGUUUCUUUGCCUGGCAGGUGGGGAAAGCAAGGCUGAAGUAUAAGAUCUCACCCCCAGCAAUCACUGGGUCGCCAGCAUUUGAGAGGAUAUUUCGUGCACAACAAAACUGUGUAGAGUUUUACCCCAUCUUCCUGAUCACCUUCUGGAUGGCUGGAUGGUUCUUCAACCAAGUCUUAGCUGCCAUUUUGGGCCUAGCCUACAUGUAUGCUCGUCACCACUUCUUCUUUGGAUAUUCAGAGUCAGCUAAGCAAAGGCUAUUUGGCUUCCGGAUGAGUCUGGGAGUUUUGGCUUUGCUGAUCAUCCAGGCUGUUGUGGGAAUUGGCUAUGAACUUUGGGAUGAGUACAUGGACUUAAAAUUUUUCAAGAAAUUAGUAUUCUAGAAAAUUUUCUCCUUUUUAAGAAUUUCAAGUUGUUGUUUUUUUACACCGUGAAAGAUCAAUCCAACAUGUGAAAUCAAAAUUCCCAUGUUUGAACUGAACCAAAGAAUGAUAAGGCUGAGAAAUUAUGAUUCAAUUCCGUCAUUUUACAGCUGGAGGAAAUGGAGACCCUGAGAGUUUGUCUGUAUUUUUCUAUUCUUGAGAUGACUUUGGGAAAUGCUCCAUUUCCGGAACUUAUUACUUACUUAUUUUCUCUGAAAUAUUAUUUGUUCUUGUAUAAUGGAGUUAAAAAUGUU
This is a messenger RNA of Monodelphis domestica (gray short-tailed opossum), 785 nucleotides long. RefSeq names its product microsomal glutathione S-transferase 2 (gene MGST2). The record is from RefSeq and is a predicted model, not a curated record. Lineage: Eukaryota; Metazoa; Chordata; Mammalia; Didelphimorphia; Didelphidae. Gene Ontology annotation, cellular component: nuclear envelope; endoplasmic reticulum; membrane. Gene Ontology annotation, biological process: leukotriene biosynthetic process. Gene Ontology annotation, molecular function: leukotriene-C4 synthase activity; glutathione transferase activity; enzyme activator activity.